This is a messenger RNA of Puntigrus tetrazona (Sumatra barb), 854 nucleotides long. RefSeq names its product PABPN1 like, cytoplasmic (gene pabpn1l). Lineage: Eukaryota; Metazoa; Chordata; Actinopteri; Cypriniformes; Cyprinidae. The transcript is spliced from 7 exons. Gene Ontology annotation, molecular function: RNA binding. The record is from RefSeq and is a predicted model, not a curated record. Bases 192 to 686 code for a protein of 164 amino acids.
GGGAUUGAGAAUAGCUGAAAAAGCUCUAAAAAGCACACCUGUUUCUUCUAUUACGCUCAACAGCGUCUGAUUAGUCGAGACGAGUCAGGUGUGUUCGUUUAGGGCUGUAACAGGUAGGCUGUUUGCGCUGAUAUUGUUGACCAGCGUAUAUCCACCAGGAGCUGGAUGUGAUUCAAGCUCGUGUGCUGGAAAUGGACGAGUCUGACAUGCAGUAUGAGGUAGAGAGAGCGUUUCCCUACAGCCCUCAGGCAGGAUUAUUCUUCAGUAUGAACCAUGAGGAGAAAAUAGAUUCCGAUAGGAGAUCUAUCUAUGUGGGGAAUGUGGAUUAUGGAGCAACCGCAGAUGAACUGGAGAUGUACUUCAAUAGCUGCGGUCACGUUAACAGAGUCACAAUCCCAUAUAAUAGAUUCACAGGCCAUCCGAAAGGCUUCGCCUACAUUGAGUUCUCAGAGAGGGAGUCCGUGAGGACCGCCAUGACUUUAGAUGAAACGCUAUUCAGAGGACGUGUCAUUAAGGUAUUGCCAAAAAGAACAAACAUUCCAGGUUUCAGGACUACAGAUACAUACUUGCGUGGAGGUUGGUCCCGGGGACGAGGUUUCCGUCCCUCGAGAUUUUACAACCCAUUCAGGGGCUGCCACUUCAUUAGGGAAAAUGGAAGAGCCGAUCCUUGGGUUAAUUCUUUUUGAUAUUCAGUUUUGACUUUUCUGUUAUCUUCAAAGCACUUCUUGGUGCUGAUUAAUUUAUGUUUCAGUAAUUGCAUGACGGGAGCUCAGUUAUUAUUUUUCUGUGUGCGCGUAGCUUGAACGACACUACAAAAACGGAGACUUGAUUUGUAUUGAUUGGUUACUAUUUUA